UUGUGCAUAUAUAUAAUCACAUACUAGACGUUUUCUUAUCAGAAAUAACAUUCUCCUUCGAGGGAAAAUUAUUAGUAAAUUCGUAACGGAAGGAAGUCGAAAGUGUAUACGCAAAAAGGAUACCAGUAUAAAGUUUUGAAAAAUUUAACAUUUUAAAAUACUUCUCAUAACUAAGUAAAACCGGGAAACUUAAAUGUAAAGUCAAUUACUAAUAGAUGUUUAAUUGUUUAUCCUGAGAGACUUUUAUACGCUGGCUGUAUGUACUAUAAUACUAUAUAUAUAGUAUAUGUUUACAAUUAUUUGUAUUCAUUAAAAAAUCGGUCAAUAAAUUAAUUUCGAUUCAACAAGGGACUGCAUGCCGAUAUUUUCGUAGCAAAAAGGGAUUAGGUAUUAAAAUGAGUCAACUCCAAAGUUCUAAUUCGGGUGGUCAAUUUAUGGAUCGGGGGCGCAUGAAUCAAAAUGGUGUUGUCCAGCCUCUUUUAACAGAUCUAUAUCAGAUUACGAUGGCAUACGCUUAUUGGAAGUCGGGAAAAACUGAUGACCAAUCGGUAUUUGAUUUGUUCUUUCGAACGAAUCCAUUUCAUGGAGAAUUCACCAUAUUUGCUGGACUGGAGGAAUGUCUAAAAUUUUUAGAUAGUUUCCACUACUCAGAUAGCGAUAUUGACUAUCUGAGGCAGACAUUACCCGAAGGUGUAGAAAAUGAUUUUUUUGAAUACUUAGCCAGUUUGACGGCAAAAGAUGUUACCUUAUACGCCAUCGAUGAGGGUACAGUGGCUUUUCCAAGGGUACCUAUUAUCAAAGUUGAAGGACCUUUGAUAAUUGUGCAGCUUUUGGAAACAACAUUAUUGACGUUGGUGAAUUAUGCGAGUUUAAUGGCAACGAAUGCUGCUCGUUAUCGUAUGGUGGCUGGAAAACAUGUGAAACUUUUAGAAUUCGGCCUACGUCGUGCUCAAGGCCCAGAUGGAGGAUUAUCGGCAUCAAAAUAUUCUUAUACUGGUGGCUUUGAUGGAACAUCUAACGUACUGGCAGGAAAACUAUUCAAUAUACCUGUUAAGGGCACCCAUGCGCAUGCUUAUAUAACGUCAUUUUCUGGAAUUGGAGAGUUAAAAACACGUUUAUUAAGACAUAAGACAACAGGUAUAACUGGUGAUCUAUUGGAUCACGCUGUCCGACAUCGGCAGGCAUUGGCCCAUGUGCUCGACGUAUCCCAGGAGGAGUCUAGUGAAGGCGAAUUGGCGGCAAUGGUGUCCUAUGCAAUAGCGUUUCCCGAUGGAUUCAUGGCGCUAGUCGAUACGUACGAUGUUAAGAGCAAAGUACAAACUUCGAAGUCAAGCAAAGACAAAAGUGUGACAAUCAAUUACGAUAUUCCUAUCAACUUGCCACAAUCUAAUGGCCACAUUCUGCAGGAGACAGUUAAUGGAUAUUUUACCGCAAAUGACGUGCAUGCGAGAAAUGAAAGUCUAGUUGCUUCGAAUGAAAGACCAUGUAUUGGUGCAUUACUGGACCUUAAUGAUGCAGUUGAAUCAAGUACGCACUUAAAUUCAGCCAGUAAACCUAAUAUCAUUUCUAGAAACGCGACAACAGAUAGACAAACUCUAACUUCUUCUGCUCCAAACACGUAUCUGCCAAAAUAUGUCGCGAAGUCAUUCAGAAGCGGGCUUUUAAAUUUCUGUGCUGUUGCAUUGGCGCUCAACGAUUUAGGCUACCAUGCAGUUGGUAUUCGCAUCGACUCCGGAGAUUUGGCUUACUUAUCUUGCUUGGCACGCGAAACUUUCGAAAAGGUCGCCGAAAGGUUUAAGGUGCCAUGGUUCAAUAAGUUAACAAUUGUUGCAUCGAAUGACAUCAAUGAAGACACCAUUCUCAGCUUGAAUGAGCAGGGUCACAAAAUUGAUUGUUUCGGAAUCGGUACUCAUUUAGUAACAUGCCAAAGACAGCCAGCCCUCGGUUGUGUGUACAAGCUAGUUGAAAUAAAUGGACAACCACGCAUUAAAUUGAGCCAAGAUGUCGAAAAGGUCACAAUGCCGGGAAACAAGAACGCUUACAGAUUAUACAGUGCUGAUGGACAUGCACUAAUUGAUUUACUACAGAAGGUUUCGGAGCCGCCUCCAAGUGUUGGUCAAAAAGUUUUGUGCCGUCAUCCCUUCCAGGAGUCAAAGCGGGCUUACGUAAUUCCCUCCCAUGUUGAAUUGUUGUACAAAGUAUAUUGGAAGGACGGCAAAAUUACACAACAGUUGCCCACAUUAGAACAAGUGCGCGAAAAGGUAAAGAUUUCGCUUAAAACCCUGCGGAAUGAUCACAAGCGCACACUCAACCCAACGCCCUAUAAGGUGGCCGUCAGCGACAAUUUAUACAACUUUAUACACGAUUUGUGGCUGCAAAACGCACCGAUUGGCGAACUCUCAUGAUCUAUAUAAUUUUUUAAUUUCCCAAAAGAGUCAUGGUGCAAAUCAUAUGAACAUAAAAUUAGAAAAAAUUCAUCGGAAUUUGACAUAGGCAGCGGUGAAAGCAAAUUACAUUUACAAUUCUCAUUUCAAUACAUUCGUAGAUUUACAUAUAUAUGUAUAUAUGUAUAUGGAAAUCGGAUUGGGAAAAUAUAAGGUACGCAUUACAGAAAAUGCUAUUAAUAUACAUAUGUACAUACAAUAAUAAAUACAGAUUACAGCACAACUUAUCAGGAAUGCGUCUUGUGCCUUAUGUACACAGACCCGGUUAUAUAUAAAUGCAUAUGAAUGUAAAUUCGUUUGCAUGAUUUUUAAGUACAAUUAUUAGUUAUGCAAAUAAGCGUCAUUGUAGGUAUGUACACAAAUGUGUGUAUAAGAGCUUUUUGAUAGAUGUUAGUUGAACAUUAAAAUGUAGAUGAUGUAUUACACUCACAAUGAACCAUACUGAAAUAUUGCAAGUUAAGAAAAAGUGUCGUAAUUAAUAUAAUAUAUUUUAAGAUACCAUUAAAAUAGAUUGUGAAAUUUGCUAAAAAAAGAAGAUAUUUACUUAUUUUCUUGCAAAACGUUAAAUAUGCACAACUUAACCUUCAUUAAACCCUUUAUUGAGUAUAGAAUGCGUACCUAAAAUAGCAUUCCGAAUCAUGUAAGCCACAAUAUAGGCAAUUUCUUAUUAAUGAAAAGAUUUUGUCUCCCUGACGCACCCAAUGUAGUUUAGAUUUAUAAUGUCUGUAAUUGAUUAAGUUACAUAUUAUGACAUUAUCAAAGCGUACAUACUACUAAGGCGCAUUUUGUAUAUUUAAUAUAGUUUGACCGUGUGUUUAAAAUUAAGUAUUGGUUUAUGUUUUUAAAUUAGAAUUAAAAGAUUGGAAACACAAAAAUAAAAUUUGUACAAAAUAAAUCAUCUAAUAUUCAGUUUAUUAUUACGGUGAGAUGAUAUAUGUAAACUGUUUAAAGAGAGAGUUACCUGACUACCAUAUAAACUCGUUAAUGACAAAAAAACGGAAACACAUACAUAUAAUUAUUUUCAAAUUUUUAUUAAUUUAUUGGUUGUAUCAUUGUCUUGUACAUUUCAAAAAUUCAUAUCCUUAUUAAGUAUAUUGUUAUGAAAGAUCUUUUUAAUCUACUCUGAAUCGUUACACAGGAUUGUUCAUCGAUUUAAGUAUGCAUGUAUUUUGUAUAUUAAGUUUUCGUCCGUUUAUUUUCACGUGGGUAUAUAUGUAUGUAUAGUAUAUAAUUCACUACAUAAUAUGAAACUGUUUAACGUUGAAGAUAAAUAAUUUUUAUAUUUUUGUCACUAUUUACUAUUCCGCUUUUAUAUAUAUGUAUGUUCUUAAAUUCUUUAUUGUUUGGUUAUAAUUCUUUGAUUAAUUAUCUGAGUAUUUGUACACUUCUUGCUUUAAAAAUUGUUGUUUAAGGAGUAGUCAUAUAAUGCAAAUUUUAAUGUGGAUACAUUGCCACUCGGCGAUGUUCUCUGUUUUCGUAUUACAACUUAAAAAAUAUGAAUAAAAAUAUUAUUGUUUCCAA
Bactrocera neohumeralis is the source of this 3965-nucleotide messenger RNA. RefSeq names its product nicotinate phosphoribosyltransferase (gene Naprt). Bases 396 to 2405 code for a protein of 669 amino acids. Gene Ontology annotation, biological process: NAD+ biosynthetic process. The record is from RefSeq and is a predicted model, not a curated record. Gene Ontology annotation, molecular function: nicotinate phosphoribosyltransferase activity. Lineage: Eukaryota; Metazoa; Arthropoda; Insecta; Diptera; Tephritidae. The transcript has 13 exons.